Messenger RNA from Caenorhabditis remanei, 1053 nucleotides. RefSeq lists its product as uncharacterized. The transcript has 6 exons. The record is from RefSeq and is a predicted model, not a curated record. Lineage: Eukaryota; Metazoa; Nematoda; Chromadorea; Rhabditida; Rhabditidae. The coding region runs from base 1 to 1053 and encodes 350 amino acids.
AUGGAUACAACGAGUACUUCAGUAGCAGAAAUGACGCCUGAGCAGACAAUCCGAGAGUAUUUACAGAAAAACCCAAUCAAACUCUCGCCAUGGGAAAUCAAACGAUAUUUUUCAAACGAAGCAAACGUUUCAGAGGAAUACUUGGAGUGUUCCCUUGAAAAGUUGAAAGAAGUUUCUCCGGAAUUUGAAGAAAAUCACGAAGAAUUGAUUAAAGAGCUGGAGAAAAAUGUGUUGCUCGUUGUGCCGAUGAUUAAAAAAAUACCAAUCACAACUCUACUCCAAGUCAUCAGUGAAAGUGUAUCGAAUAUUCAGAUUUUCCCAUUUCUUCCCGAUUUUCCAAAACCUCCAGCUACCAAACUUCUCGAUCACAUCUUCCCGGACAACAGUCUGAGUUCUGAAGAAAAAAUAACAGAAUACGAACAGAUAGCCAAAAACACGACACGUAUUCUGGAGUAUUUGAUUUCAUGGAGGGAUCACGUAGCAAAAUAUGUUGAUGGACUGGAGAGCUUUUUGGAAGAAUAUGAUGCGGAGUUAACUGAAGAACAGAAGGAAAGGAUCGGUCAGAUGAUUAUGAAAUCUAAGAAGACUAUCCCACAAAUCAACAAUAAGAUUGAACAAAAGAAAAGAGAUAGUGCUGAAGAGCUUCGUGAAUUCGAACAAUUCUACCGUGUUGUAUCCCAAGAGCCGAAGUACUCAUCAAUGAAUCCAAGUGUUGCGCGUAGUCAAAUACAGAUAGUUUUUGAUGAAUCAGAUCAUUCCCUUCGACGAAUUGUGGCUAGAAUGGGGGAAGAAAUCGAAGAGAAUGGAGAAGGUGUGGAAGAAAAGUUCAUUAAAGAAGAGGAGAUUGAUGAAGAAGAAGAAAAAACUGAAAUGACGAGAAAGCGAUCGGCAGAUGAAAAGAAAAAGACUGCUAAUGGAAAGUCAAACGGAAGUCGCGCGUCGACCUCGCCAGCAAUCGAAACCUAUCCAGCAACGAAGAAGUCGAGAGUGGAAACAUGCAGCCAACGUCACCAAAAAGGCGGAAAAGUGUCCGUUUCGGUUGCUGAAAUCUAG